AUGGGCGCUAUUGCGGCUUCGUCGAGCCCCACACCUUCUGAGACUCAUGUCGAAAAAAGAGCCGACAUCUCUGAUGUUCUCGCAAUCAUCAAUACUCUUGAAACCGCGACCACCCCAAUUCUUUCUAGUAUUGACACUGUUGCUGGGAGCAUCUUGCCAUCCUCUGUAACACUUACACCCCUUGUGGCAAGCCUCGUCGCAUCCUUGAACACGGCAUCUGCAUCGCUCGCCUUGCUCGGAACUGUCAGUCCCACAGGUGGUUCUCCAGCAACCAUUGCAGCCGCUACUGCACCAAUUGUUUCGAAUAUUGUCAGGACUUUGAAUAACGCCAAGAGAACGAUACCUGGUGUAAACCUCGUUGUGGCGACUCUAGGAUUAGAUGCCUCACUCAACCAGGUUCUUGUUGGAUUGGAAAAUUCGACAGCAGGUGUGCUGAACCUUCUUGCCCAAUUGUAA
This is a messenger RNA of Psilocybe cubensis, 456 nucleotides long. RefSeq lists its product as uncharacterized. The record is from RefSeq and is a predicted model, not a curated record. Bases 1 to 456 code for a protein of 151 amino acids. Lineage: Eukaryota; Fungi; Basidiomycota; Agaricomycetes; Agaricales; Agrocybaceae. The transcript has 3 exons.